Messenger RNA from Phragmites australis (common reed), 1689 nucleotides. RefSeq lists its product as uncharacterized. NCBI's taxonomy places the organism in Eukaryota, Viridiplantae, Streptophyta, Magnoliopsida, Poales, Poaceae. The transcript is spliced from 2 exons. The record is from RefSeq and is a predicted model, not a curated record. Gene Ontology annotation, cellular component: cytoplasm. Gene Ontology annotation, biological process: biosynthetic process. Gene Ontology annotation, molecular function: pyridoxal phosphate binding; L-kynurenine:2-oxoglutarate transaminase activity. The coding region runs from base 133 to 1503 and encodes 456 amino acids.
CCCACGUCACCCGCGCAGUCCCGCGUGUCUCGCCACUGCAAUACUGCAGCCCCCACACUGACCGGAGGGCGGGGCGGCGCGGCGCGCCGCGGCGUGCACCCACGACUCGGCUCGGCUGACAGGGCCUGCCUCAUGAAUCUGGCCGCCUCCCCCUCCCUAGCCACCCCCGCGACCGCCCCCCUCCAUGAGAUGCCAUUAAGUCCCUCCUCCGCUUUCUCCUCCCCCUUGCUCCGCCGCUCGCUAGCCGCGUCCUUCCGGAGGAUCUACCCCAUGGCCUCCGCCGCGCCCGCCUCCACCGUCGCCGCCGCCGACAACGGCUCGGCGAAGCCGGCGGAGCAGCAGCCCGUACAGGUGGCAAAGCGGUUGGAAAAGUUUAAAACGACAAUUUUCACACAGAUGAGCAUGCUUGCCAUCAAGCAUGGAGCAAUAAACCUUGGCCAGGGCUUUCCGAAUUUUGAUGGCCCGGACUUUGUGAAAGAGGCUGCUAUUCAAGCUAUCAACGCUGGGAAGAAUCAAUAUGCAAGGGGAUAUGGUGUGCCUGAACUGAACUCGGCUGUUGCUGAAAGGUUCCUAAAGGAUAGUGGAUUGCAUGUUGAUCCUGAGAAAGAAGUUACUGUGACAUCUGGGUGCACAGAAGCAAUAGCUGCAACAAUAUUGGGUCUGAUCAACCCUGGCGAUGAGGUGAUACUGUUCGCUCCAUUCUACGAUUCAUAUGAGGCUACGCUGUCGAUGGCCGAUGCCAAUGUAAAAGCCAUUACUCUCCAUCCUCCGGAUUUUGCAGUCCCGCUUGAAGAGCUAAAGGCUGCAGUCUCUAAGAACACCAGAGCAAUAAUGAUAAACACACCACACAAUCCUACUGGGAAAAUGUUUACAAGGGUCGAACUUGAAUUUAUCGCCACUCUCUGCAAGGAAAAUGAUGUGUUGCUGUUUUCUGAUGAGGUCUAUGACAAGUUGGCAUUCGAGGCUGAUCACAUAUCAAUGGCUUCUAUUCCCGGCAUGUAUGAGAGGACUGUGACUCUGAACUCUCUGGGUAAGACAUUCUCCUUAACAGGAUGGAAGAUCGGUUGGGCAAUAGCGCCUCCACAUCUGACAUGGGGCCUAAGGCAGGCACACUCAUUCCUCACAUUUGCCACCUGCACACCAAUGCAGUCAGCAGCAGCGGCAGCUCUGAGAGCACCAGAUAGCUACUAUGAGGAACUGAAGAGGGAUUAUGGCGCCAAGAAAGCUAUACUGUUGGAAGGACUAAAGGACGCCGGGUUUAUUGUUUACCCUUCAAGUGGAACAUACUUCAUCAUGGUCGAUCACACCCCGUUUGGUUUCGACAAUGAUAUAGAGUUCUGCAAGUAUUUGAUUCGCGAAGUUGGCGUUGUCGCCAUACCACCAAGUGUAUUUUACCUCAACCCUGAGGAGGGAAAGAACCUGGUGAGGUUCACCUUCUGCAAGGACGAAGACACACUGAGAGCCGCAGUUGAGAGGAUGAAGAUAAAGCUCAGGAAGAAAUGAGAAGGGAAAUUUCAUGUGUCUGUUGAUUGAUGAAUAAUCUGCUUGAUUUGAACUGCAUCCGAAUGCAUGUACUUUUCUAGCAAUAGUUAUCCUGUCAGUGACUUCACCUAUACUGUAUUUGUCUGUCUAAGCAGAUGAUGAUGGGUCAGUAAUUCAGGAUACCUGCUGGUACACUUUUGUCGCCUA